Molecule: messenger RNA, 2403 nt
Organism: Centruroides sculpturatus (bark scorpion)
Lineage: Eukaryota; Metazoa; Arthropoda; Arachnida; Scorpiones; Buthidae
Exons: 7
Coding region: 85-1020 (311 amino acids)
Molecular function (GO): methyltransferase activity
Source: RefSeq, a predicted model, not a curated record
AAAGCAGGCCACAAUUGUUAUUGCCGGUAGGAGCUUGUGCUUGUAGGUUGUGUGUGUACGAAAUUGCCAUCGUUACGCGAAGUUAUGUCAAAAAUGAAUUUAGAACAGGCUCAGGACGCCUUCGAUAAGUUUUUAGAGGGCGUAGAUGAAUAUCACGUCGCAGAUUUCUUAAAUUACAUCAACAGAAGAUGGUUUAUACAAGACUGCCGUGGUGAAGGACCAGCUAUUGCUUAUAUGCAGCUUCGUGAUAUUGCAGAAGAUAUUAAAAGUCUAGUGCCUUUCAAUGCAAUAUUACCAUCAGAAAAAGUAAUUCAACCAAAGAAAGGAGAGAAUGCUGACUGUGAUCCACAGUUUACUGAACACGUUGAUGCAUUUUUAUAUGAAAAUUAUGAACUUGAUGAUUUGGAAAAAGAGAAUAAACUAACUAGAAACUAUUGCAAGAACUGUCGUUCACGUGAAAUAGCUCCUUUAACUUUUAUAUCCCAUUCUGCAUCCAGAAGAAGAAUUGAAUUCAUUUUUAAUAAUCUUGUUCCCUUCUCAGAUGCCCAGUGCAUCUUGGAUGUUGGUUCAAGACUUGGUGCUAUGUUGUAUGGAGCAUAUUUAUACACAAGAAUUCCAAAAAUAGUUGGCAUAGAGUUAAACGAGGAUCUCUGCAAGAUUCAACGUCAGAUUAUUCAAAAACAUAAAAUGGAAGACAGAAUUGAAGUAAUCUGUGAUGAUAUCUGCAAUCAACCUGAAGCAGUUAAAUCUGCAGAUAUUAUUAUAUUAAAUAACGUGUUUGAAUUUUUUCAAACAGAAGAUCAACAGAUAAAGGCAUGGGAAUUUUUGAAAAAAAAUAUAACUAAACCUAAAACUCGACUGAUUACCAUACCCAGUUUAGAGUCUACUUUAAGCAUUUUGAAGACCAAUAUUGAUCUGAAGACUUGGGUUCGAAAAUUUCCAAUAACAGAUCCUAUUGUGGCAAUGUCUUUACAAGAGCAUGAUGAAUUAUCAGAAAUUUGUGUGUAUGAAGUAAUAUAAGUGAUAUUACCAGCAUUUUGUUUUAAAUUUAUAAUAUUUUAUAAUUUAAAGAAGAUAAAUUUUGAUAAAAUUAAAGUUAUUUUUAAAUUAUGCAAAUAAGAAUCACACCAAAAUAAGAAAAAUUCUAGUUAAAUGAAAAUACUGUGUGCACUUUUCCCAGAAAAAUGAGUUUUGACAAAAUAAGUUUGGGGAGGGGACAAUGAAGAAGAAAUUCUAGUCUUUGUUCUUUUAUUAUCCACUCUCAUUGUUUGAUCUUUCCAUCAGAGUUGAAAAAAAUAAGAAUAUUCAUUAGAUAAUUGUCAAAUAAUAAUCAAAAACAUGAUUGUCAAUGUUUAAAAAAGUGUGUACUGCUUAGAAGUACCCCAAUUUGAUUUCACUAUAAAAAAAUUAAUGAUUAAAGAUAUAAGCUUUCCAAAGAUUUUAAAUGAGAGAAAAACUUACCAAAUUUCAUUGAAAAAAAAAAUCACCAUGUCUGUGUGCUCCAGCAGUCAGUGACAACAUCAAGAUGCUAGGACAUGCAGCAGUGUACAUAGCAAGAAAUUGCCUGCCAGGAGUGCAUCAUUGCAUGGCUGCAAUGAUGCACUCCUGAAGGUCUGACCAAAGUUACAUAAACCAUAGAUUUCUUCUUGUGGGCUUACAUGAAAGAUAAGUGGUUGGAUUAAGAGGUUGUGGGGGCCAUGCUAUCGGGCAUACCAUACCAUGAUGUGUCAUAUGAAAAAAAAACUAUAAAACUUGAUGUGUUUUCCACUAGAUGCCACUUUUUUUGCAUUUAUGUAUCUUAAACCAUUUUAUAUGGCAAAUUAAAAUUGGGUACUUUCAAGUGGAACACCCUGUAUUAUUAAUAAAAUUUGCUUUUACUGUAUACACUGAAAGUUGCGGUAUAAGGAAACCCCAAGAUAUUAUGAAAUGCCAGCAAGGAAAAAAGAAUAAUUUGUGGGAGAAAUUGAACUAGAAAAAGUGAAAUUGAGUUAGCUUUGAAGCUUUGAUUUAAUAAUGUCUGUGGGGAAAAUAUACCCAUUAAUGGGCCACUAAUUUAGCCUAUUAAUAGGUUCAUUUUUUUCACAAACAUAGCUAAAAGUUAAAACAUGGAAAAGAAAGAUUUAGUAACUUCUUCUGUUUUGAUAUGUUGAAGCAGAAAAACAAGGGGAGAGUUUUUUUUUAUUGCAACUGAUGGGCGAUUCAACUAUGGAAAACAUUGUAUACAGAGGUACUUAUGGUAAGGAAAAAGGUUUGAUUCUGCAUCAUCGGAAUAUUAUGGAUAAAGACAAAAUGCCAAAAUUAUUGCUUGAAUAUUCACCAAAAAUGAUUAAACUAAGCAGUACACUGUCUUUGCAUUUCAUUUUAUGUCUUACAUAUAUUCCAAUUAAUAAUAUAUCUAAAAUA